Cavia porcellus (domestic guinea pig) is the source of this 7063-nucleotide messenger RNA. RefSeq names its product sperm motility kinase 2B-like. The record is from RefSeq and is a predicted model, not a curated record. The transcript has 2 exons. Lineage: Eukaryota; Metazoa; Chordata; Mammalia; Rodentia; Caviidae. Gene Ontology annotation, cellular component: cytoplasm. Gene Ontology annotation, molecular function: ATP binding; tau-protein kinase activity; protein serine/threonine kinase activity. Bases 4918 to 6498 code for a protein of 526 amino acids. Gene Ontology annotation, biological process: intracellular signal transduction; protein phosphorylation; microtubule cytoskeleton organization.
AUGACCGUCCUGAUGUUCACCUCAGAGACAGAAUACUGAACUCCAGUUGCAGGAGGUGUGUUGCCUCCCAGGAUUUGGCAACUGUAGAUAGAGAGCUUGUCUGCAUGGCAGGAUGUAGGUGAAACCUCCAGAGGAGUCUUCAAGGUUAGAUGAUGACACUGUGAACAGCAUCCCUGCAAACUUUCCUGGUCUUGACUAUUUCAGGAGCAUAACACUAACUUUGUCAUAAAGGUGCAGAAACAUAGGUUUACCAGACACACACUCAUUCUUUAGAAUAUUUCUAUUGAUGAGUUAUUAACUUUACUUUUAUAAGUGUUGUUAUAUUACACAGUGGCUUACCAGGAAAAAAAACAAAAAAAUAUAAAGUAUUGAAUUUUUAAUAUUUAUUGAGUGUUUAUAAUAAAGCAUCAAAAUUUAAAACAUCAACAAUUUUUGGCAUAAAGUCUACAAAAAAUAACAAAAAUAUUCCUAUACAAAUUACACUGAAAAUACCAACAGCAAUUUACAAAAAAGUAAUCUUCACUUCAAUUAUCACAUCUAAAUCAGUCUGUGCACAUGACCACAGCGUAUUCCAUAGACACAUAAUACUCACACUGGGAGCACACGUUUUGCUGUCCUACUCUUUUUGUAGGAUGUACUUGAUAUCUCAAUGGUUUUGCUGUUUUGUCAAGGUUAUUGUGCUAUAGAGUGUGUAGCCAACAGGAACAUAAAAUAUCAAAAGAAGUUCUUAAAUUCUUACUGUGUGUUGUGCCUUUAGAAUACACAUCAAUGGGGCUGGGGGUUUAGCUCAUCACCAUAAGCACCUGCCUUGCAAGUAGGCAGUCAUGAGUUCAAUCCCCGGUACCGAUAAAAAAAUGAAAAAGACAAAAAAAAAAAAAAAAAAGAAUACACAUCAAUAUAUUUUCACAUCAAAGAUAACAUCAAAAAUAGAAACCUACGUGAACUGCAAUGUAAACAGAGACAAAAAUCUACCACAUAAAUAAGCUUUGCUUCAACUGUCAUAUCCAAAGCAGUCUUUGCACUUGUCAUACCCAAGGCAGUCUUGCAUGUUCCAUACACGAGGGACACUUCCACUGAUAGCAUGUUUUGUUUUCCUGUAUUUUCUUGUAGGACACAGUUGAGAUCUUUUUGUUUUCCUCUUAUCAUUGUGGAUCUAGGAAGCUGUGUGUGCCUAUUCACCUGUCAGCUCACCAGUGCACUCCACAGUACUUCACAUAAUUCACUGACAAGAAAAGCUGGAUUUUUCUCUGCUGUAAAUAAUCUCAUAUGAACUGUAGCCCCAAACCAUAAGAACAUUUCUGUUCAUAACAUCAUCUGGUUUAUUAUUCUAUGAAUAAACACCUUGUGGCUAAGUUCAAGGCUAAAUGUCUAAAUUGAAAGCAUAAAAAGUCCUCACAUGCACAAGGGCAUGCAUUAUGCCAUAGUUGACCCAUCAUUUUCCAUGAGGCCUUUACAUUCCUGCAAUCACUAUGAGAAAUCCCUCCUAAGCACACAGAUCCAUAAAUGCUUUCAGUUCAGCACCAUGUCAUAAAACAUUUUUGAAUAUGGCUAAUGGUGCAUAGAGAACACUUUACUUGAAUUUUAACCUCUAUAUUUCACAGAAUCUUGUAACAUUUCAUGUGUUAAAAUUUCCAACUUUGAAUAGCAGUAUCAGCAUUCGUCCAAUACAUUUCACUCUUGCCAAGUCCCUCACUAUAUUUUUGGACUUAGUAUUAACAUUAGAUCAUUUCAUUUGGUUAUGUGGCCAUUUUGCAACAUUUUCACUAGUCAAAUAUGUAUUCACAUUGUUUUGUCAUCUUAACAAAGGAGGUCGGUAUCAGUAUCAGUUGAUCUUUGCUCCACUUCACUGUCCCAGGAAGUUUGACUCACAUGGCCAAUUUCAAAGUCCUCUUCCUCCUCUUCAUCGACAUCCAUCCAUCCACAACACUCUUCUGUUAUGAAAGUGUUUUGUCAUAAUGGAUCAUCUUCAUCAUUCAUGCAUGAGUAAUCUGAUGAUUCAUUCACUUGUGACCUCCUCCAAGAUAUAGUUUUCACAUGCCAUUGUACAGAACUGGGCUAUUUCCACCAGAAAAAUCAAAAGAAAGCUUUUAAAAAGACAAAUCCUGGAGUAAUGGGGGAUUAUUGAACCCUCUUUGAUGCUUGAAUAAACACACAAAAGCAGGUAGAUGGAGCACAACGUGGGUGAAAAUCCCAUUUUGAGACUUUUGUACUUGCUCACACACCUCAUUGUUUGACCCAGCAAGUGGAUAAUCACAUAAACUGCUUUCCAGUGUCCCUCAGGGGAAGGUAGUGACAUGCCCAGCUGGCUAUUGCAGUAAAGUAAAAUUUACUGGUACAGGAUAGGCCUGCUGCAUGUGGUUAUGUUGCUACCUACACUCUAAUAUGUCCCUGUGUCUCCUGAAACCUUUUCUUAACCAAAGACCCACUCCAACAGUAGAGUGGCCAACUCUUCUGUAUUUGGCACAGAGGACUUUUACUUUGUACUUUUUCUACCUUCUUGCUUUGCAUCUAAUUGGGUGAGGUUUCCCAUCUCGUCUCCCAGUCUCUGCUUUUGAUUGGGAAGACACUGCCCCUUCAUUAGAAGGGAAUUAGAGCUUGCAAGAGUUUGCCUCUGUCAGGUGGCUGUUUCAUGAGCCUUGCAGCAUCUUGUCCUUGCUCUUUUUCAUCUUCUUCUUCUUUAUUUUUUAAAAUUUUAUUUUAUUUUAUGUUUUUCGUAUCAGAGAUCAAACUCAGGACCUCACACUUGCCAGACAGAUCUUAUGCUGCUGAGUUAAAUCCCUGGCCUAAAAAGAGGAUAAAACCAAGGAAAACAAAACAGAACAAAACCGAUCAAGAUAAACCAGUAUAAGUGAUACAGGUCUUUAAAGCUUAGAAAAUCAGCAAUAGUUACCAUAAUGCCUCUAUCAUCUUCAAAAUAGCUGCAGAUACCUUUGGACCUGGUAAAAAUCAAACAACAGAAUAGAGCAGAAACAACAAACACAAAACAAUGACUGCAGUAAAGGACUUCAAAACAAGCUCACAGUAAGUCCAGAAUGGCUACCAUAACACGUCUUGCUAUCUUUUGAACAGUUGUUCAUGGCUGCAGAUUUAAUAUAAUCAAACAAAAUGAAAGAAUAAAACCCAACCAACAAAGCAAUGAAAAUGACAUGGUUUCCAGGCAGGGCCCACCCCCUUGUGAGGCCUGGUUCUCGCUCCACAGUCUGCGAAUGCUGCUGACUGGGAGAGAGGCUUGGGCGUGGCUGUCCCCACUCCAGGAGCAGCUGUCCUGCUCUUCUGCAGGAGCCAUUCGUUUUGGAGUCAAUGGGCUCGUCACCUGUGUAAAAGCUAUUUAUGUUUUCUUUGAGGAUGCCGUGGAUAUAACUUUGAAAAUCCCAAGGCCACCCCAGGGUGGUGUGAAUCCGUGGCAGUUAAACAUAGCCAUAUACAGGAUGCUGCCCCACAUCUGGGGAGUGAGUUUGUAGUUUCCUCCACGUAUGCCACAAUGUGUCUCAGGAAAUACAGUACUACAGGGUGCAUUGUUUUCUUUUCAAUAUGUGAGCCUCUAACAUGUAGAAUACAAAACCAGUCCUGAUUUUCAUGAAGGUCCACGUAUUCAGCUUUAACAGACUUUUCUUCAGACUUGAGUUCCUGCAAAAAAAUUCUCCUUUGUGAGCCAGGGUCUUGCUCUGUAGCCCAGGCUGGCCUUGAACUCACAGUGAUCAUCUUGCCUCAGCCUCCUGAGUGCUGGAUCACAGGCAUGUGGGACCACAGCUGGUUCUUUCAUUUCAACCUAAGGGACUCCUCUACCCAAGGCAGGCCUAGUAGGAAGGACGGACAUUCUUCAGUGCUUGCAUCUAGGAAUGUCUGAGUUUUCCCCCUCAUUUUAAGGACAGUUUUGCUGGAUGUAAAAUGCUUAGUUGAGAGCGCUUUUUGUUUUGUUUCACUGUUUCAUUCACACAGCACAUGUCCAUCUGUUUCCUUCUGUCCUCCUGUAACAGAAUAUCCCGCACCCCAGUCAGUAUACUGCAGUUUCUUAGUUGUCCAGGUAACAGUUCUGACUCUAAGAAACGGCUGGUCACUGUGAUGUCUAGCUGGUCACUGUGAUGCACACUGCAUAAACCAGCCCCAAUCAACAAGCCAUUUUGCCCCUGUACUCCCCACUUGCUUAUCCUAUACAGGCCCCAGACCAUCAGAGAUCAGGGCCUGAUAUUCUGGGAAUGUACCAAUCAGUGCCCGUUGGUGUAAAUAAAUGUGUCUCCAACUCUUGGGUGUCCUUUCUGUGACUGUGCUUGCCGCUGCUCUCCAAGGAUUUUGAGGAUAAGUCUAAUGACUAUGUUUUUGGGGAAUUGCUGUCAGCUGCACAGGCAUUAAUUUAUUUGUCAUAUUUUAUACACUGACCGUUACGUUAUUCUAAUGUAAGUGAAGUUGCAGCAUCACUUUGACACCAGUAAGAAUUAAGAGCAAAAGGAACUGGAGAUGCUGAGUGUAGACAUCAUGGGAUCUCUAAAUGUAAGAGGUAUUACAGAUGCUGAGAACAGAUUCUCAGAACAGAAACAAAAGGGAUAUUGAAGCAUCCUACAGGUUUGAAUUUCAAAAACUCAAGUGUCAAUCUCCAUAACUCACAUUAGUAAGACAUUUUGUAACAUUUUUCUGUUAGAAACAAAAGACCCUCAUGGCCAAGAGUGUGAGGGGUGAAGUGGAGGUGACCAGCUCUGCCUGGGCCCACUGGCACCAUGACUUCACAAGAUCCCCUGUGAGGUCACAGCAGAUAGCUGUAUAAGGUAGGGUUUUCAGCCCAGAGACCCUUUGUGGGUGAAGUGGAGUGGUGUUUGGAGAGUAGUUGGUGAUUUGAGAUUCGAAAUUUUGAUAAUUGAUUUUAUAAAGUCUAGUUCCAUCAAGGCAUCCUUUGUGGCGUGUGAAACAUCUUUGCUGGACGUCAUGUCAUCGUCCACAGGAACAUUCUUUGAGGACUAUGACAUGCUUUUCCCCCUUGGUGCGGGUCACUUUGCCAAGGUGGUUCUCACUGAACAUGUGAGCACAGGGAUGCUGGUAGCUGUGAAGGUACUUCAAAAGGAGAAGUUGAGGCCUACUGCUAUUAUACGGGAGGUCAGCAUCCUAAAGGACCUUCAGCACCCCAAUAUCAUUCAGUUGCUGGAAGUGUCAGAAAAUAGUACCUGUAUGUUCCUGGUGUUGGAGUAUGCGUGCGGGAAAGACCUGCAGCGCUUUAUCAAGUUUGCUGAGACACAGAAGCUGGGGGAGGAAAGGGCCCGGCUGAUAUUCCGAGAACUCCUGGAGGCUGUGCAGUACUGCCAUGACAGCGGCAUCAUCCAUGGGGACUUGAAACCGGCGAACAUAUUAAUGGACCGUGAAGGCCACCCCAAGCUCAGCGAUUUUGGCUUGGCUUUCAGGUUCCUUCCUGGCCAGGAGGUGACCGCGUGUGGAUGCACCCUACAGUAUGCUGCCCCAGAGUUAUUCUUACAAAAGAAAUACCAAGGCCCACCACUGGACAUUUGGUCUUUAGGGGUAAUUUUAUUUGAGAUGGUCGCUGGGGUACGCCCAUUUAGUGGGACCAAAACAGAAUUGAUGAAGAAUGCCCUAAAGGGGCGAUACCAGUUUCCCCAGCACUUCUCCAAAGAGGUGCAAAGCUUAAUUAAGGGUCUUCUCAACCCUGACCCAAGCAUGCGUCCUACCUUGGAGCAAGUAAGGCAGCAUCCAUGGCUUCGGCUUGAAUCUGUCCCUUGUCGACCUCCUCAAUUGCUCCCCAAAGCCAAAGAAAGGGCAAUACUGGACUUUUUGGAUGGGAAGGGGUACAACCCGCUGAAGGUGAUUGAUGCAGUGAAGUACAGAAAAUACAAUCGGUACAUGGCGCCCUUCCUGCUACUACGGGGCAUGGCACUCCGGAAAUUCCACUUCGGGUCUGAGGUGAAGCCCACACACAAACGUGAGGCUGAACAUCUGUUUGAACAGUCCACAAACAAAGAUGACACGUACAAAAAUCUGCUAUCUUCAUCUCCUCCCCCUGUAGCUGCCCCACCAGCUAGGAGGGAGAGUGAGCCCUGCCUCUUCACUGGCCACUUCCUCCCCGAGGUGAAGCCUCUCGGCCAGCAAAGGAAGACAGUCUCCCUGCCAAUUGACAUCAGCAGGACUCCCCCUGCUCGCACAUCCUGCCAGCGCAGUCCAAACUUAGUUGGUACCUCUGGCCAGCCAGGCCCCGCUAAUCUCAUAGCAUCCCACAAACCAAGUUGUGCUGCUGCUACUACCAAGGCCUGCCAGCCCAGCCAUACUACUACCAUCAAGUCCUGCCAGCCAGGCCCUUCUACUCCCAAAGCAUCCCGUCAACCAAGCCCUGCUUCUCCCAUCAAGUCCUACCAUCCAGGACCUGCUACCCCUAAAGCAUCCCGUCAACCAAGCCCUGCUUCUCCCAUCAAGUCCUACCAUCCAGGACCUGCUACCCCUAAAGCCAUCCCAUCAACCAAGCCCUGCUUCUCCCAUCAAGAAAAUCUUCCGUGCCUCUACUAGGCCAUGCUGGCAGCCCAACCCUGCCUCUCCCGGUGAGUCCUUCCAGCACAGCCCUGGGACUCCAAAUGCUGCCUUCACUGCGGCCCCAGCCCCUGUCAGCAGUAGGAGGUGGGGCUGGAAAACUGUCAAGAGAACCAUGAGAGACUGCCUAAGGGCCCUGUGCUGCUGCCCCGUAUCGACAUGCAAGUGUCACAAACACAAGGUGGUCCCAGUUGCAGAUCCAUGAUCCCUCCUAUGGAUGUGGUCAUCCUGACAGCGAGGUCAGCCACACAAGUGGAAGCCACAGUGAGUUGCCUUGCAGCCCUUUGUGUAGGGAGCUGGAGGGGAGAGGAGGAGUCAAGAUCACUAGUGCAUCCUGUGGGCGAGAAGCAGAGGGAGGGGUUGGUGCACAGCAUGGGAAGGCUGCACAGGCACCAGGAGCUGAGAGCCAGUGAGAGGAAGACAGGAGGAGCAGGGGGGAGAGUCACCUGGCUUGUAUCCUGCUGUCUGAGGGAGGCUGCCCCAGGGACAGGGAGGGCUGGGCACCAUGGACCUGACCACAACCUCCCAUGAGGAUGCAGGGAGA